AUGGCAGUCCUCCGCCAAUGCCUGUGGCUUCUUGUGGCGGCUCAAGUCACUGCCACGGCUGCUGCCACGAGCUCUUACAACUUUACGCAAGCUGCCAUCGACAAGGGCGAGGCCAUGACCCAACUCAGCGCCGAUGCGCUUCGGGCGGCAAAGGCCUUGAAUGCAGCUUCGGGCCUCAACUCAACCUGCACACCCGAUAAGGUUCAGGUUAGGAAAGAAUGGAGAACUCUUCCUGCGGAAGAGCGCAAGUCUUUCGUUGCCGCAGUCCAGUGCCUUCAAUCUUCUCCGACCUUGCUCGAUGCUGUUCAGAUGCCCGCGGCCAAGUCCCUCUUCGAUGACUUCGUUUUGAUUCACAUGAACCAGACUGGGAGGAUACACGCAACGAAGCUGCGCUCUGUUUGUGGCUACCAAGGAACCUUCCCGUACUGGGAUUGGAGUCUCGACGUCGAAGACCCGGCCAAGUCCCCCGUAUUCGACGGAUCUGAGACCUCCAUGGGAGGCAACGGCGCCUUCAUCCCUCACGAGGGACUGCAGCUUGUGCAACCCGUCUCCAACACCACCAUCAAGCUCGAGCCCGGCUCCGGCGGUGGCUGUGUCGAGUCCGGCCCGUUCGCGAACAUGACGGUCCACGUAGGUCCCGUCUCGAUGCCGGUGUACGGCUCUUCGACGAACAGAACCGCAGCCGCGAAACCCACGGACGACAAACCCCGCUGCCUCAAACGCGACCUCAACAAGCACAUCGCCCAGCGGUACACCUCUUUCCGCAACGUCACUAGUCUGAUCUUGGAAAACGACAACGUCGAGUGGUUCCAGGCCGUUUUCCAGGGUGACGAUCGCUACGUUUCUGGAGUCGAGCUCGGCGCUCACGGAGGUGGUCAUUACACCAUCGGUGGUGAUCCUGGCUCGGACCCCUUCAUCUCGCCCGGCGAGCCGGUCUUCUUCCUGCACCACGCCCAGGUUGACCGCGUCUACUGGAUCUGGCAGAUGCUUGAUUUUGCAAACCGACAGGAGGUUUUUGGCACCGAAACGUUGCAGAACAACCCGCCAAGCCGAAACGUCACGGUGGAGGACACUGUCGAUAUUUCACCCCUUGGUGGGCCGCUCGUCAUGAAGGAUCUGAUGAGCACCGUCGGAGGAUCCCCCUUCUGCUACGUCUACGAAUGA
Messenger RNA from Colletotrichum chrysophilum, 1164 nucleotides. RefSeq lists its product as uncharacterized. Lineage: Eukaryota; Fungi; Ascomycota; Sordariomycetes; Glomerellales; Glomerellaceae. The transcript is spliced from 6 exons. Bases 1 to 1164 code for a protein of 387 amino acids. The record is from RefSeq and is a predicted model, not a curated record. Gene Ontology annotation, molecular function: oxidoreductase activity.